Peniophora sp. CBMAI 1063 is the source of this 2100-nucleotide messenger RNA. The record is from the annotation of a GenBank genome assembly. Lineage: Eukaryota; Fungi; Basidiomycota; Agaricomycetes; Russulales; Peniophoraceae.
AUGGAUCUCACAAAGUUCACUGUACCUCAACUAAAGGCCUUGUGCAAGGAAAAACGCCUUAAUGGGUACUCGAAGCUCAAUCGGCAGGCGUUGCUCGACAAGCUAGCUGCCAACGCUCAGGCAGUCUCGCACGCUGCGCCGGCCGAAAAAACAUCAUCCUCCGACAUUACGUCCUGCGCACCUCCAUCCAGUAUAAGCGAGUCAUCUCCGCCAUCCGGAUCAGCAGCGACCGAACUCGUAUCUGGCUCAACCGAGAAUGUACUCAUACAACCAAGCUCGAUGUCUCAAUCAGAUAAUAGUAGCCGUAUCCGACCUACCACGUCGCCUCACCCUGGACGGCCUUCAUCUCCCUCUCCGAUGGGCUUUGGUGACGAUACGGCGAAGGAUCAGAUCGCCUCAGAAACAGCCACAAACGUCAUUCUAUCUGGCGCGGCGUCUUUUUCAGCAAAGGCAAGGCCUAUUGCAGCACAUUCCGACACGCCUCGCCCACCUAUCGCCGCGGUUCCCACAAUACCGAAAGAAAACGUAUUCAAGGUUCCUCCCGUCCCUUUCACUACGUCUUCUCCCGCCACUGCCCAGCACCCCGUCCCAAAGCCCGUAUCAAGCAAGCGCGCGCAUGAUUCCGACUUUUCCAUGGUGCCGGCCCGGCCGCGAUCCCGGCCAUCUGCGCUUGCGCCUGCUUCCUCCUUGAACCCUUCACGGAACGACGAACAGGUCCUUGGUUCGUAUACCAGUAAACAUGAUACUCAUCACUCCAACGAGCGGUCCGGCAAAAGAUUCAAACCUCUGGCAGUUUCCCGGCCGGUAGCUCAAAGGACAGUAGCGCUACAAUCUAUCCAGAAGCCCUUCGCUACAGAAGCCAACGCUCUCAAAGCGAGAACUGCUCUCGCACAUCUCGAUUUUACUCUCUUCAUUAGUCCCACGUCUCUAAGCAACAUAACACUUCCCCCAUCCAUUUCGCAACGAAAGAUUGUUCGUCGCUGGGCGAUCGUCCUCAGCGGUCUCUCGAAUGGGGAACGCCGAACGUGUGCACGCGUCUCGCGCAUGUUCCGUUACGCGGUAUACCUGUCUGCAAGCGAGAUACUCUCACGCGAGUACGCCGGCUCAAGAUUGGACCAAGCGCGCAAUCUUCACCCAGCGCCUACGACUAACUGGUGGCCAUACCUUCGCGAACGCGAACGCGAGAAGCUCGAGCGAUCGCGAGCGUAUGGGUCGUCCUUCCUUUCGAGGUUCUAUGGAUCGUGCCCAGUCUCGGAGCGCCUGCUUGGGAGUCCGGAUAACCCCAAACAGCUGACCGUCGCCUUCCGCUUCCUCCAAACACGGCUUUGGUUCACUCUGUCCAUCGGUGCCCUCGCAAACGCCGGUGGUGACCCACUGGCAUGGUUACGCUCAACCGUGGUCGGCGCUCAGGAGAUCGUACCGGGUGAGAUUUGGCAGAUCACGACGUCCACUUGCGAGUCGUUCUAUGUUCUCGAGGCUACUUGCGAAGUUAUUGGCCACCCACCCGGCUGUGACGGCGCCGUACCCACCAUGCGUGCAGACUGGAUGGAUCAUACAGCGGCCCUGGGUGAUGGAAAGCCGCUAUUACAGAGCAUGCGCUGGGCCCACAACGAAGAGUAUGAGCGCGGUUUGAGUAGACACUGGAUUUCCCGAACGAGACAUAUGAGCGAGUCGGGCGUUGCGCUGCGAGCUGUGGGCGAGAGAUAUACACUUGCAUGUGUAAUCUCCAAUAGCGUGAGCGGUGCCUGGAUGUCGACAACGGAAAUGGCGCAAGGGUUGUCGGGCCCAGUUCAAUCCAUACAAACGACCAAGAAGAAGAGCUCCAAGCAAACUCUUGGUUUGUUCCUUCCUGCUCACCACCACGUCGAAAGCGUGCACUUCACCGCAAUUGGUGACCAGUCUCUUCAUCCUGCUCUUGCCAUCAUACAAACACCAGCUCGCGAGUAUUUCAUCCUUCGCGAUAACGGCAUGCAGGUCGGCUGCGAGGAGGAUGGUGUUGUUGAGAUGUGGCAGAAGGUCCUUGGCUGCGAUGCACACGGGAAACCAGCAAGAGUGGGCGAGCGUAUCACGCUCGCGACGCUGACAGGUUCAAUGAGAUAG